Monopterus albus (swamp eel) is the source of this 4091-nucleotide messenger RNA. It is a transcript of the gene b3galt6, whose product is annotated as UDP-Gal:betaGal beta 1,3-galactosyltransferase polypeptide 6. The transcript is spliced from 3 exons. Gene Ontology annotation, cellular component: Golgi membrane. The coding region runs from base 617 to 1636 and encodes 339 amino acids. Gene Ontology annotation, biological process: protein O-linked glycosylation; glycosaminoglycan biosynthetic process. Gene Ontology annotation, molecular function: galactosylxylosylprotein 3-beta-galactosyltransferase activity. The record is from RefSeq and is a predicted model, not a curated record. Lineage: Eukaryota; Metazoa; Chordata; Actinopteri; Synbranchiformes; Synbranchidae.
UCCUGUCAGCAGCUGUCCUCACGCUGUCUUCUCUUCAUUUAAAUUUCCUUUUCCCAAGUACUUUUGUGAUCACACAUACAGUAUUUAACAAAAAAUUCUGUUUUUACAGCUCACUUAAUUUUAUAUACAUGUAAUUGUUGGCUUCGAUUCUUGGCAAAUGGCCCAAGUUAGGUUUGGAGUUAGCCCAUUGUUCUCUAAUAGAUUUCGUUUUGCUACUAAUAUACAACUAUACAAUUUUUUUAAAGUUUAUAUUCUGUUAUUUUUAUUCCUCUUUUUUGGGGGGGGCUUAACUUCCGUUUCCUCCUCGUCACGGCCACACAGAAGUGAUUUGGUGUAUACUACGACACAAAACAUGAAUGCACCGACGUUUGGUUCAGCUCCCUCAGCCAGUAUUUUAAUCUGCGUAUUGUGACCCGUUCGACUGGAUUCUCAUCCCCCUUUUAUCCAAAUAUGAGCAGUCUGUGUGUGUUUGCAUUCGGUGCAGUGAACAUACAAAGUGAACAGAGGGUCUUGUCUUAGUAGCUAACGUUUGCUCUGCAAAGCUGCUCCCUGUGGGCCGCUCUGGCUGUUGUUAUUGACGGGAAAGCUGUCGUUCACUUAGCUAAGAUUCAGCACCAUGAAUUUGAUACGUCUAGUGUGCCGCCACAAGACAGCCCUGGUCAUUGGCACUGUUUGCAGCUUUGCUGUAGUUCUUGUCUUCUUGGCAAAAUGUACCUCAGAAACCCUGAAACAAGGCCACCCAGAUCCUCCAGGCCUUGCCCCCCAUGCCAUUGCUUCGCAGCCCCAUCCAGAGCAGCACAAUCCUUCCUCCACAUCCAAAGACUUGUCAGCAUUUCUUGUGGUUCUCAUCACAACUGGACCCAAGUACACUGAGCGGAGGAGCAUCAUCCGCAGCACCUGGCUCGCCAAGCGGGACUCUGAUGUUCUGGCCAUGUUUGUGGUAGGAACUCAGGGGCUUUCCAGCGAGGACCUUCAGAACCUUAACACCGAGCAAGGGCGGCACAAAGACCUGCUCUUGCUGCCCGAUUUGCGAGAUUCUUAUGAAAACUUAACACUGAAGCUUCUGCACAUGUACUCCUGGCUGGACCAGAAUGUGGAGUUCAAGUUUGUCCUUAAAGCAGAUGAUGACACAUUUGCUCGCUUGGACCUCCUUAAAGAGGAGCUGAAGGGGAAAGAGCCCAACCGGGUGUACUGGGGCUUCUUCUCAGGGAGAGGGCGAGUGAAAACAGCCGGCAAGUGGCGAGAAAGUUCUUGGGAGCUCUGUGACUACUACUUGCCCUAUGCACUAGGCGGAGGCUACAUCCUGUCAGCUGACCUGGUACAUUACAUACAUCUGAAUACAGGUUACUUCAAGACAUGGCAGAGUGAGGAUGUGUCACUGGGUGCUUGGCUGGCGCCAGUGGAUGUCAGACGGACGCAUGACCCACGCUUUGACACAGAGUACAAAUCACGUGGUUGCAACAACAAAUAUUUGGUCACACAUAAGCAGAGCUUGGAGGACAUGUUGGAGAAACACCAGACUCUGCAGCGAGACGGCAGACUUUGCAAGGAGGAAGUCAAGCUGCGACUGUCUUAUGUGUAUGACUGGAGUGUGCCACCCUCUCAGUGCUGCCAAAGGAAGGAUGGCAUUCCUUGACUUUUGUCCUCUUGACAUGGCUGAUGGCUGCCGAGUUGUGUUGUCAGAGAAAACUAAAGGAUUAUGUUUUUGGCUGUGAAAUAUUCUUUAACUCCUGAGCCAGCUUCAGCUGUAUGUCCUUUUUGACUCUUAAACUCCUUCAGCCUUGUUGUUUCGACCUUUGAUAAUGUACUGUCCCCACUUCAAGUUUAUCAUGUUGGUGGCCUACUUCUCUCCUCUGUCUGUUGUGCCUUCUGCUGUACAUUUUACUAAAUAUUUUCAAACACUAUGAGAUAUUUUAAGGUUAUUUCGGCAUAUUAGACAGCAUAGGGAAACACAGACAGGGGAUCGUUACCCUGCCAUGAUGUCAACAGUUUUUGUGAAAGCUAUUACUUUUGUAUUUUAUUUAUUGUUAAUUUAUUCUGCUUCAAAUACAACACACUGGCACCAAGUUGGAACAGAAGCACAGUGGAUGUGGUUGCUGCUUUUGGGCAGAAUUUGUAUUUAUAAACAUGCUGCGGUGAAUUGUAUAUAAUUCACCCACUUAAUGGACAAAAAGAAAUGCCCACUUUUAUGUGAUUUAAACAUUUAUGGUUGAUGGUACAGGAGAAUGUGUUCAGAGUUGCACAGAAUGUGUAAAUGGGUGGAUGUGUUUUAUUCGUCAGGCCAUUUUAUUCCUUAUAUCAGAGCAUAUGUGAUGAUCUUUACAUUUCCAAGGCAACGGUUGCACUUUAAAGUUCAAUCAGUAUGUUUACUGUCCAGAGUUAGUUAUUUGUGAAUGUUUUGCAGCAUGACCUUUAUUCAGACUGAGAAACUUGAUUUAGUUUACACCUGCUGACAGAAGUCCAUAAAAUCACUGUCAAACAAUUCCUUUUUUUGCCUGAUGUGAGGCUCGCCAGCCUUAACUUGUGAUAUCAGAAGGUAUUACCUAAAAUAUGUUCAAGGAUUUUAUAUGUGUGAGAUAUGUUCAACAGUUUUGAUCAAAGGGGACGACACAAACAGUUGAGGAGCUACAUCCAAACUUCUUUGAAUGGCUGCUGUUACCUGUGUGAAUUAUAACAUGACUGUUCUUCACUGCUGCCACUAGCAGAUUGAGUCAACACAACUUAAGUUUCAGUGUUUGUUUUUCCGUAAAGCUAAGAUGGAAGCUAGGCUAGCUGUAGAUAUACAUGGCAUUACUGUCAGUCUGUUAGCACAAAAACAGAAAUGUCCUUUUCUAAUUUUAAUCGCUUAGUUACAUUUAGAUAUUCAGUGCACACUUUGCCGUCCCAGGUGUAAAGCUCAUGUCUUCAAACUUCAUAAUGGUGAUAGCAGGAUUUUUCUACAAGACUACUACCAACUAGCAUUGGCUAACACUAACACAUUCCAGGAAGCUGGCUACACUACAAUAAUCUGAUCUCCUCCAAAGCUGAUGGGAGUACACAAAUGUUUAAUUUGAUUUAUUAUAACUUUACUGCACUGAUGUUAAAUAGUAGACUCAGUAUCAGACAUAAAGCAGCACUAGCCUGAACAUAAACAUUUGUCUCAAAUCUGGACAUCAGAUCACCGAUUCAAAUGGAAGAUGUCAUUAGGUGAUGUGUUGUGGACAUGGUUCAAUGGAACAAAACAAAACUUACUCCCUGGGCUUAUAUAUAUAUAUAUAUUUUUGGGGGGGAUACAAUAAAAUGAAGUACCCUUAUCUGUGUAAAAUCACCAUCAGUGUUUGUUAUAGUGUCUUUUAAUAAUGGCUGAGGUUUUCACUAUUUAUAAGUGGCAGUAUUUGCUUCAAUAUUCAAAUGUGUUGAGUAAAUUGUAAGGUAAAAGGUUGUUUACAUGUUUUACAUACAGUUCUGUGAUUCAACGCUAUUUUGACUAGUUGAGACUGAGGCGUUUUACACAGAAAGCAAGCAUGAGGAGACCUGCAGCAGGGGGGAGUAAUUUUGAACAGUCUGUAAAUCUUGCCUUCGUAGAGUAUAAGAUAAGAUGAAGGUUGUCCUUAUAGUAGAAUUGUGGGAAGCAUGUAUAGGCAACUAUAAAAGUAUCAUUUGCCAGUAUGUGCAUCUUUAUUUUGUAAGCUUUUUUUUUUGUGUUUUCAAGGUAGAUUGACUGAGAGGUCAUCUCUUUUCAGUAUUUAAAAUAAAAAAAAUUUGCCAGUCAAGUUGGUAAUUUGGCCCGCUUAUUCCUCCAGACUCCAGAGCGCUUAGUCACCGAAGAUCAGGCUGUACUGCCCAGCCUGUGGAAAACAGCCCACCGGUGCCGGAGUCCACAAGAGGGCCCUGGGGGUUCUGGAUACUGUCUCAUGAUGACAGAGACUUCAGGUGCAAUGCAAUUGGUUACAUUACUAAUUACAUCUUCAGUAGCUGGAUAAUCUUGGACCAGCUGGAUUUGCCUCAGGAUGAAGUUCAGACUGAUCCUCCUGACAGAAGUAUCAUGGGAAGACUUGGCCUGCACCACAAAUGUUUGUCAUUAAAAAACACUGGAAAAUGGCAGUUUAAUA